AUGGGCUGGUGGUCGUCGGUAUUUGGCUCCAACACGUCAGCCGAUCCCCUCGAGAAGCUCGACCCCAAGCUCCGCGAGUUUCUCGAAAAAGAGUCGCCCGUCAAAUACUCGCCAACGCAGCCAUCGCCUCCUCCUGCCCCCCUGGCGCCGCGCACGGAUGACGCCAAGAUAGCGAGCCCCGUGGCCGGCCAGCCGCAAGUGCCCGCCGCCAGCCUGUUCCCAGACGGCCGCUACGCCCACCUGUGGAAGAACUACCGGCCUCUGUCGCAGGUCGAGGCGGAGUCUGCAACCGAUCAUGACAAGCUCGUCAACGUGCUCGAGGGGUACAAGGACCGCAAGGCGGCAAUUGGGCGCGCUGCGCUGGAGAAUUGUGCGCUGCAGCAGGAGGAAUGGGUCAACUGCAUGAAGCACGGCAGCUGGGAGGACCAAUUGCAGAUGUGCAGAUACCAAGUGCGCCGGUUCGAGAGGUGCUACGGGAUGCAGUCGCGAUUCCUCAGGGCCCUGGGCUUCGGCUCCGUCAUGGGCCGAUCCCUCGAGGUCGACGAGGACAUACAAAUGCACGCCGACUCGCUGUUCCAGCGAAUGCUCAAACACGAGGCGGCAGUGGAGCAGGCAAAAAAGGACGGGACGCCGAUUCCAGUCUUCGAGGUCGUCCUGCCCGGGGCAAAGGCAAGCGCGGCAACGCCAUCGGGGGAGCUGGCGAAGCGGUGGAAGGAGGACCUGGAGAAGCUGCCGGAGGACGAGCGCGCGGUCGAGGAGGCUGCACUGAGGGCCGACUUCGAGGCAAAGGCCGAGGUCGCGACGAACGUGAAGAAGAUAUGGAAGUCGCAAAAAGAAGAGAGGGAUGCGCGAAAGGCCGAGGGACAGGCCACAUUUUUCGACAGCAUAGCCGCGCUCUUUGGGCGUGGAGAAAAAUGA
This is a messenger RNA of Hirsutella rhossiliensis, 918 nucleotides long. RefSeq lists its product as uncharacterized. Bases 1 to 918 code for a protein of 305 amino acids. The record is from RefSeq and is a predicted model, not a curated record. The transcript has 2 exons. NCBI's taxonomy places the organism in Eukaryota, Fungi, Ascomycota, Sordariomycetes, Hypocreales, Ophiocordycipitaceae.